Molecule: messenger RNA, 8469 nt
Organism: Cololabis saira (Pacific saury)
Lineage: Eukaryota; Metazoa; Chordata; Actinopteri; Beloniformes; Belonidae
Product: receptor-type tyrosine-protein phosphatase O-like
Exons: 27
Coding region: 144-3977 (1277 amino acids)
Biological process (GO): podocyte differentiation; peptidyl-tyrosine dephosphorylation involved in inactivation of protein kinase activity; regulation of glomerular filtration
Cellular component (GO): glutamatergic synapse; GABA-ergic synapse; plasma membrane
Molecular function (GO): Wnt-protein binding; cadherin binding; protein tyrosine phosphatase activity
Source: RefSeq, a predicted model, not a curated record
GCCACGCAGCAGCAGCAGCAGCAGCUCCAGCUCCAUCACCACCAGACACCGACACCGACCCUCUGCUCGCCUCCAGGCCGAGGAUGGACGCCGGUUCCCGGGGAGACCGCUGAGGGGGAGACGGGGCCGCUCUGGUUCAGAGGAUGGAGGAGGCGUCGCGGACGCGGAGCGGGACUCCGGCUCCGGCCGAACCCACGGAACCCAUGCAGCACCGAACUCGCCAUUGUUCACAGCAGCAGCAGCAGAAACAGACACAGACGAGGCCGCGGCGGCGGGGAUGCGCGCCCCCGCGGCUGCUGCUGCUGCUCGCGCUUCACCUGCUCUGCUGCGUCCAGAGCUUGUCGGGGUUCCAGGUGUCGCUGAGCGACGACGGUCUGAUCGUGGCGACCCUCCAGCCUUCGGACCUUCAGGAGAACGCGACGGCGUACGCGGUGCAGGUCUCCGGAGAACCGCGCCUGGUUCUGGUUCCGUUCAUCAACACCAGCGAGCCUCUGGUGUUCAACGCCACGUUCCACGGCCUCUGCUACACCGUGGGACUGCUGGUCCAACUGGGGCAGAGCUGGUCCCGGCCCCUGAGGAGCAUCCCGGUCCUCACCAAACCGCUACCCGUCCGCAGCGCCCACAUAUCGGACUACAAGGAGGCUCCCGAGACCGGAGUCGUGUUCAGCAUCGACCCUCCGUCCAGAACCGUCUUCAGCCGCGUCAACAUCAGCUACACGGAGGGAACGGAGAGCCGCUCCAUGCUCUACAAAGACUUCUACAAGGGGAAGACGGUGUUCAAGCACUGGCUGCCGGGGACCUGCUACCGCAACAUCACCUUCCAGCUCGUCUCCGAGGCAACCGUGUUCCAGACCCCCCUGGUGGCCCACAGUGAUGUCACGCACCUGCCGCUGCAGCACCGCACAGUGCCCUCGCCCCCCCUCAACGUGUCCCACAAGGUGGUCCGCCUGACCCAGCGAGCGGCGGGUGAUGUCACCGGCGAGGGGGCGGGGCCUACGCCGUCCCGCCGGGCCCGGGACGUCCCCCUGCUGGAGGAGCAGCCGGAGCUACAGCCCGAGGAGGACGACGCCCCCGAGGACCUGACGGCCGCCCCCCCCGCCGUCUCCAACGCCACGCACAACCUGACGGAGGCCGGCGCCGCCGUGGGCGUGAACGGCAGCCGGGCGGAGGAGGCGGAGCCUCAGGGCUACUGGCUGGACCCCACGGAGCCGCCGGCCCUGGACCGGGAGGAGGACUUCGUGAAUGGCGUGCUGCCGGAGUACGAGGACUCCAACGACCCCGGCUCGGCCAUGGGGCUCCCCGCCGAGGCGCCGGUCCGGCCCAGCCGGCCGCCCCCCGUCCUGCUGGAGCUGCGCUGGCUGCCGCCGCCACCGCCGGCUAGCUACGACGGCUUCAACGUCUACGUCUACAGAGACGGCAACGCCACGGAGACGGCCACCGUGGACGAGAACACCCACGAGUUCUUCACGGAGCUGACGGAGGCGGGGACGUACCGGGUCCACGUCGCCACGCUGAGCUCGUCCGGGGCCUGCGAGGCCCGGGAGAGCAGCGCCGACACCGGCUUCAUGUUCUACCUCGGUCCGGACGGGGAGCUGCUGGAGGAGCUCCGGGCCCGGCCCCGGGCCGUCAGCGUCCGGCUGCUGGACUCCAGCAACGCCGCCGUGUCGUGGGCGCCGCCGCCCCGCAGCCCCAGCGGCAGCCUGGUGUCGGUGGUCUCCACCACCUGCCUGAAGCCCGGCCCGAGCCAGCGGAUGGAGAACACCUACUGCAGCGAGGAAAACUCCACCAGUGACGUCAUCAGCCACCUGACGCCCGGCGCCCAGUACCGGGUCGUCGUCUACCACACCAACGGGCCGCUGAUCAGCCCGCCGUCGGAGCCCGUCAUCAUCGACAUCGAGCCCACAGGUGUGGAGGAGUUAACGGUGUACCCGCUGGGCCCGACGGUCAUCAUCCUGAGCUGGCGGCGUCCGUACCGCGUGUCGUUCCGGAAGUACGUCCUGCAGACCUUCUUCUUCAACCCCGUCACGCUGGCGUCGGAGUGGACCACCUACUACGAGAUCGCCGCCACCGCCUCCGUCAUCACCUCCGUGAGAGUCACCGACCUGCUGCCCGCCUGGUACUACAGCUUCCGCGUUUCCAUGGUGACGUGGGGCGACCCGCCGCUCAGCUGCUGCGACGGCUCCACCGUUGGCUUCGUGACAGCUCCAGAGGCCCCCCACAUCUCCUCGGUGGACUACGUCCAGGGCCUGCUGCUGGUGGUCUGGGACUACGGCGAGCUGUUCAGCGACCUGACGCACUCCAGGAUCCUGCACUGGCAGGUGACGGCGGUCGGCCGGAGGAGAACCGACAAGAGCUACUCCAUCAACGUGACCAGGAACCUGAUGAGGGCCAGCCUCCCCCUCCCCCCUGGAGACAUCUACAACCUGACGGUGACGGCCUGUACAGAACGGAGCAGGAACAUGUCAACACCCAACAUCAUCAAGCUGGACCCGGCUCCGCCCAGGGCGCUGUACGCCGUCAACGCCACGCCCUCGUCCGUCACGCUGCUGUGGAGCGAGGACGGCGUGGCCGACCACUUCCAGGUGCUCUGCAGACCGGGCCGCGGCGGCAAGGAGCUCCAGGCCCGCGAGCCGCUCACCUCCACCUCCCAGGUUCUGACCGUGUCCGGUCUGGCGCCGGCGACCCGCUACAACUGCAGCGUCACCAGCUUCAGCUACAGCAAGGCCAGCAGGCCCGCGCACAUCUCCGUCAGCACCGUCGCCAGGGAGAUGAACCCGAGCGUCGCCGCCAUCUCGGCUCUGGCCGUCCUCAGCGUCCUGCUGAUCAGCCUACUGGUCCUGUUCCUGCUGGUCCUGCGGAAGAAGCACCUGCAGAUGACCAGAGAAUGUGGCGCAGAGACGUUCGUGAACUUCGCCUCCUUCGACCGAGACGGGAAGCUUCCCUACAACUGGCGAAGAAGCCUCUUCGCCUUCCUUACCCUCCUGCCAUCCUGCCUCUGGACUGACUAUCUUUUGGCUUUUUAUAUUAAUCCGUGGAGCAAGACGGCUUUAAAGAAACGGAAGCUAACGAGUCCCGUGCAGCUAGACGACUUCGACGCCUACUUCAAGGAAAUGGGCAAAGACUCCGCCUACAAGUUCUCGCUGCAGUUCGAGGAGCUGAAGAGCGUCGGCCUGGAUCUUUCCCAUGAUGCCGCAGACCUGCCGAUCAACCGGCCCAAGAACAGAUACACCAACAUCCUCCCUUACGACUUCAGCCGGGUGAAGCUGAUCUCCAUGCACCACGACGAAGGAGCCGACUACAUCAACGCCAACUACAUACCUGGCUACAAACACUCGAAGGAGUACAUCGCCACCCAGGGGCCGCUGCCCGAGACCCGCAACGACUUCUGGAAGAUGGUGCUGCAGCAGAAGUCGCCCAUCAUCGUCAUGCUGACACAGUGCAGCGAGCGGCGGCGGGUGAAGUGCGACCACUACUGGCCCUUCGUGGACGAGCCCCUGAUGCUGUACGGGGAGAUCAGCGUGGAGAAGCUGUCUGAGAGCGAGUCUCCGGAGUGGAUCAUCCGCAAGUUCAGGCUGGAAUACGCCGACGAGGUGCAGGACGUGCUGCACCUGAACUACACGUCCUGGCCGGACCACGGCGUCCCCACCGUCAACGCCAUCGAGAGCAUCCUGCAGUUCGUCCACAUCGUCCGGCAGCAGGCCAACAGGACCCGGGACCCCAUCAUCGUCCACUGCAGCGCCGGCGUGGGCCGGACCGGGACCUUCAUCGCUCUGGACCGCCUCAUGCAGCACAUCAGAGAACACGAGUUCGUGGACAUCCUGGGGAUGGUGUCGGAGAUGAGGUCCCACCGGCUGUCCAUGGUGCAGACGGAGGAGCAGUACGUCUUCAUCCACCAGUGCGUGCUGCUGAUGUGGCAGAAGAAGAAGCAGCAGUCCAUCAGCUCCGACGUCAUCUACGAGAACGCCGGCAAGACAUAGCAACGCCAGACGCUGAAGGCGCCGAGCCUCCCGAGCUUCAGCAGACCCGCCUCAUCAUCCACGACCCAACAGAACCACCAGACUUCAGUUUGACUCGCCGUCACAGCGUGGGAUGGAGCUUUGCCUUAAGGAGCCUUCACUGACGUCCCCCCCCUCCCCUGAACCGGACCGGUGGUGGCCCGCAUUGGCCCGGAGGACCGGCGGGACCGACCCAGCAGCUCUGCGUUUCAGUUUCAGUCUUUUUUACUCUCAGGAAGCUGCUGCGACCGUCCUCCCCCUCGAUAUCCUGCCGAUCCGUGGUUCCGGACCGCGACUGUAAAACCAAGCUGAUCAACUGCCAGGACCCGACCCAGCAAACGUCCGGCGCCGGAGAGCAACGGUUCCGUCCAUAUCACGGGUUCUGGGAGGCGUUUGCUGGGUUUCCACGACGACCAGAGGGCACAAAACCGACUGAAAGGAGCAAACACCUGAUCUGACCGGAGGCUUGGGGGCGGAGCUCCGGCGAGGGGGCGGAGCCACGUGAUCGGACCACGUUUCAGUAUCAUCCUCCACUUUUUACAGAUUUAAACUGAGGGGCUCCGACUUUCCUCAGAUGUGGUUUGGGGGCGUCCACACCCCAGAACUUGAAGGUGGAACCGUGACGAGGAAGGAAACCUCUCUAGUCCAGAGUCUUGGUUGUUAGCGGCGGGGGCGGCGGCGGCGAGGUGUUUCGUCGGCGGAGCCUCUUUUGCUCCGACGCUGUUGGACGUUAAACGCUAAUUUCAGGUUCUUCGGGGCGAACGUUGGGCGGUUUUUAUUCCAGUUGAGCUUAAUUUCCAUUUUUCGUUGCCAUGGAAACCCUCCAGCUGACCAACCACAAGGUGGUGAUUCAACGCCUGUAAAUAAACGCUAAUUUAAAAAAGGGAUACAAACCCCUUCCAACAGCACAUAUCAAAAGUGUUUAAAGAUUUAGGCCCACGUUCACACGUAGCAAAAACGGUGGUGUUUUCAUGCGUUUUGGCCGUUCGUUUACACGAAAACGAAGCUCAAAGUCGCCAAAAACCAUCAUUUCUGAAAACUCCGGCCAAAGUGGAGAUUUGCAAAAACUCCGUCUUCACGUUUGCUUGUAAACGGAGGGAAACGGACGUUUAGGCUUCAGAACGUCACAUUAUGCGACAGAAACGUCACCAGCGUCAUGUGUGCGACCUGUGUUUACAAUUUGUUUGGCCACGUCAAUAUUUUCUUGUAUUUUACCUGUUUUAUAUUCUAACGUCACACUUAAAAGUAACUCCUCUUCUCUGUCACUCCAAACGAAAGACUCUCGUUCAUCUUGGAAGUAACUGGAAGUUACUCGUGUCAUUUGUUGAUGUUUUUUUUCCAGGAUUCUGAUUGGCUAGCAUGACUUUAUGCUUCUCGUUACACUGCCCCCUGCAGGUUUGGCUGCUCAUAGCACCUUAACAGAUAUUUAUGCAGGUUUGUGUAAAUGAUGGUAUUUUUCAAAACGUAGAGGGGGAAAUAUCCGUUUUUGUAAAUACCCGGCUAUGUGCAAACGUGGCCUUACUUCUAUCGUGACCUCAUUUGCAUUAACAGUAUUGGCCCGAUUAUAAGACGACCCCCUCUUUUUCAAGACUCAAGUUUGAAAAAAGACUUUUUGAACACCAAAUUCAAUUUUUAUACAGAAAAUAAUUACAGUACAUCUGAAACAAAUGAUUAUAAUAAUAGAUUCGAGAGAAAAGGCAUGUUAUUUUGCCUCAUUCAAAUCAUCAUCUUGAAGUUUGCAUCAUAACUUCUCCUCAGCUGCUGGUUAACCUGCUGAUCUUCCACCCACAUUUCUCCAUUUUCUGUUAUCUCUUCUCUUAUUUUCUUUUUUCUUUCUUACCGCUAUUUUUUAUUUUUCUUCUUCAUGACAGGGGUUGGUUUUGGCCUGGGGAGUUAAGUUCAGCAUUGGCUUUAAAGAUAUCUGGCGCCAUCUAGCGUUGUGAAUGGGGAUAAUGUCUAGUCCAGGGGUCGGCAACCCGCGGCUCCAGAGCCGCAUGCGACUCUUUAGCGCCGCCCUAGUGGCUCCUGUAGCUUUUUCAAAAAUGUUUGACCUUUUUUCUUCUUUUUUUUCUUUUUUCUUCUUUUUUUUUUUCCUUUCCUUUUCAAUCUCGCCAUUUCGACAUUAAUCUCAACAUUUAGACUUUUUUCUCGAAAUUUUGACUUUUUUCUCGACAUUUAGACUUUUUUCACGAAAUUGUGUCUAUUUCCUCGACAUUUUGACUUUUUUCUCGAAAUUACGACUUUUUUCUCGACAUUUCGACUUUUUGCAUAAUGAAAAAAAAAAAACUUCCCCCAGUUAUAACUAAUAUAGAUACAUGCAGCAUGUGUUGCCUUCAUUCUAAGGUUUAUACAAGACUUUUCAUUUUUUGCGGCUCCAGACAUUUGUUUUUUGUGUUUUUGGUCCAAUAUGGCUCAACAGUUUGAGUUGCCGACCCCUGACCACGAAUGGAAGACGACCCCCACUUUUUCAGUCUUAAUUCAAUGCAGAAAACACCGUCUUAUAUUCAGGCCAAUACGGUAAAAGGUCAUUAGAAGGUCAGCGUCUAAACGACGACGUCUACGAUGAUUUUAACUAACUUUACCUAAACUUCAUCACCGUGACGUAGAAACGGACCGGCUCUGGCUAACCGUCUCGUUAACGUUGGAUUUAAAGUUUGAUCCAAACUAACUUCAUCUCUCCUGGUGGCGGAUGAACGGUGUUUAUGCCGUCUGUAACCAUGACAACAGUCAGACGAAGCCUCACCUGUAGUUCAACCUUACUAACAGAUCUAUUUUUAGAUUUUCUACGUAUCUGAAUCAUCUUUGAUGGUCACCGUUAAAGAAAACCGUAAAUGUCGUUCUAAGACUGAGCUAGCAACGGUAACUAGGGGGCGGGGCUUACUGAGUCAGCUCAUAAACGGCCAAUAGAAGCGACCACAAAAGAGAGUGACGGACGGCGACAGAAAACUUUUAAAAUCUCUUGAAGAGGCCGAGAUGACGAUCAGUGGUGUUUCUGUCGAUACUAGUGUCAGAGAACCACCGAAGACUUUUAAUAACUUUAAUAACUUUAUAUCAGCAACACUGAGACGCAGAAACGACCUCAGAUCAGCUGAUCGACCGUCACGCUGCGGUAAAAACACAUCGCCGACGUUCAUCAGCUCAAACACAGAACCGCGUCGCGGUGGAUUCAGACGAGAAAUACUCCAAUAAGAUCAAUAUUAAAGCACAGAUCAGCCGGUUACAUCCCAUAAUACUGCAUCACUUCCUCUGAACUAACAAGUGUUGACGAGGAACCUGAAACGGAAGGGUUUGACUUUAGUGAGUGAAACGUUGAUAAACGAGGAAGCUUGUUGGAUCAGUCGCAUCUACGACUCAGCAGGUUUACGCUAAAGUCGGUUUAAAUCUGUAAAAAGUGUCGACGUCCAACAGUUUUAAACCCGAAUUUUAUAUUGAGCUCUAAAUGUUUGGUUUCAGAUCUCAUUUCUAACUGAAUUUGAGAGAAAAGGACGUUUAACAAGGACGCGUUUUUGACUUCGGUCCGGCGGUUCCGUUUCAAACGGAAGACGAGUGUUUUCGUGUUUCUAGCGAAUAAAAAAAAUAAAUAAAUAAAAAGCGUAAAUGCUGCCGACCCAUUAAAGUCCUGUUUACUGAAAUCCGUUCAAGCUUUUAAAAAUGAAAAUAUAUUAAAACUUGAAUUUUAUGAGCGAAAAUGUGAAAAAAGUUGAGGCUUGUUUACACGAAAGUACAAAAUGUAAAAGCAACAAAACGACAUGAUUGACAGCUUAAAAUACCUAAAAAAUAAAACGUUUAUACAUAAACGCCGACAUGUGGCCAAAAUGAAUAUUUUAUUACUAAAAAAAUAAAUAUAAAAUACUAAAAUAAGACAUGUUGACGUAGGGGAACGAACAACAUUUUUAGUUUUUUAGCUUAGCUUAGCUUAGCACGGCCCGUCGUUCCGACGUCCGACAGAUCUGGUCGCCACGUCAACGCUCACACGUUUUCUCAAACUAAAGAGUCUUAAAAACUGCUUUUACGCCCUGAAACUCGGCCCGGCGACGACGUUUGGACCAGACGUUUUUAAAGGUUUUCCUUCCUCCUGAUUGGUCGCCUCACUUCCUGCUGAACUUCCAAACGUGUCCUGAUUCUGGCGACGUCCCGUACGACCGUCCAGAACCGCCGGUGAAUGUGGGCCAGCCCCGUCCGGACCUCGUGGCCUUGUUGGUUCCAGCGGCUGAAGUCUGGACCCGUUUAGCCGCCGCUGGUUGCCGUGGCGACGUCAGCGCUACUAUCAGAUGUACUGUACAUACCCACUGCUCCGCUCCGUCUCUGCUCGUCGGUACCGGUGAUUUUGUGGCAGCGUCGUUUUAGAUUUUGUUCUUUGAAGUUGUUGUGACGUGAAUCGUUCCUGGAGCCGGAACCGGAACCGGGUCCUGGUCCUGGAACUGGUCCGGGAAUCGGGUCCUGGUCCUGGAGCCGGUACCUGGAGCCGGUCCUG